ACGCAUAAUGCGGAAGUAAUUGUCUGCACAAGUCCAACAUAAAUAUUGUAGUUGUUACGAAUUUUGAGGAUUUCCUUUUACAGAGGCAUCUUCUUUCGUAAAUAUUGUGGUGAUGUGAAAGAAUGACAACAAUUAAGCAUACACUACAGAAGGAAAUAUUUUUGCCCAACGAUGAGCGACUUGUCGGUUUGGUAAACGUUACUCAGGCAGGAAAGAAGAAAAAAAGCAGCAAGAGUAGUUUUCUCUGUGCCGCCUUGAGUACAGGAGUAGAUGGCAACACCCAAGUACAUGUGUACCAGAUAAAGAAAGCAGAGAAGGGGGAAACUUUUAAGAAGAAAGUAACAUGGACACUGAGAGAGCUGAAAGUUGUCGACGGAAAGGAUAAGACAAAGGAGAUAGCUGACUUUGAUCUACACUUUGAGAAGGUGUACAAGUGGACAGCCUGUAGUGUUGAAGAUAAAGAUGCUUUCAUUUCAUGUUUGUGGAAGUUAUCACAGAGACAUCUUGUGCAGAAACCAGAGUUCAGUAAUGUUCCUGACCGGCUUCUCGAAGAAAUCAUCAAACCUACAAGCCAGGGUCAGGCAGCACAAGAGGGUGUUCCCAUAGCAACAGAACUUGAGGACUAUCAGGCACUGUCAGCACGGGAAGAAUCAGACCUAGAAUCUCUCAUGUCCAACUGUGAUGCUGCCAUCAGUAAUGCUGAAAACUUUGCAGAACAGUUGUCUAAACAGUUAUCAGUACUUGAUGGGGCAAACAUUCACUCUAUAAUGGGAAGUGAAGAUCAAGUGCUGAACCUGAUGAGACUACUUGAUGAUGGAAUACAACAAGCUGAAAAUAUAGAAAGUAAACUAGAUUCCUAUGAUAAGAUAUUGCAGUCAGUGAAGGAACAGAUGGAAGUAAUGAAGGAUAAAGAUACACUUCUGUCUGUGAGAAAUGCCAAUCAUCAGAAAAUGUUGGAGGAAAUUGAAAGUCUAGUUAACCAGCUUGACUUAGACAACAAGUAUAUGAGAUCUCUAAUAGAAGGGGAUCUGUCCACACCAAACGGUAUCCUGGAGUGUACUGCAGCAGCACAACAGUUACAGAGAUGUCGACAUGCCAGUAUACAUCCUGCACUGCAGAAAAUGGCUGCAGUUGAAGAACAGAUGAAAAAGUUUAAUAAAUUGUCAACAGAUUUUUCUAGGCGUCUGGCCCAUCAUUUGAAUAAUUUAUUUAUUCACCAGGGAAAUGAAUUAGGAGAAACAUUAAGCAGACAUGCGUCUGAGCUGAAGUUGCCACAACACCAUUCUAGUCACAGAGAUCUUACCCCAUACACAGAGCUCAUGGCCUGGCUCAAACAAGCUGAUCCACGCAGCUUCAAAGAACUUGCCAAGGUGUAUGCCACAAAUCUGUCGAAGCUGUACAGCAAGGAGAUACAAGACUUCCUGGACUGUGCCAGACAAACAAUGAUGGGGAAAGGAGAUAAAGCUAAACUCAAUGUAAGUGGGGCCAAACUAUCAGGAUCAUCAGCAAGUUUAGGAGCACCACUUGACAGCAAGAAGCGGGCAGGAUCUAUACACAGUGUGGACUCAGUCUCUAUCGUACAGGGCUCGGACUCGGACCUUGCUAUGAGACACUUGUUUGAUCAGGUGUUUGACAAGGUACUCAGCGAGUUUGAACCAGUAUGUUUGGCUGAGCAAGAUUUCUGCUGUAAAUUCUUCCACCUACUGUCGGAUGUACAGAUCAUGUCUACACAGGAAGAGGCGGAUGAAGCUGAGGAUACUGGGGAUAUCUGGAUGAAGCAGAAACCAAAAAUUACAAUACAAUUGGUAGAUGAUGAUUCCUAUCCCAGGGAGUAUAUUGUGGAAAACUUGGGUGAGGGUUUGACCUCGAGGAUACCUACAUCACAACUGAGACAGAUCAAUGAGGAACUUAGGACGAUGAUGCUGGCAUUAUUUCCCAGUCUAGAAGAGGAUCUAGGCAACUUUAUAGUAUUUGCUGACAAGUUGGAUGGGUUUAACUCUAUGUACAUGUUAGUGCGGAUGAGUGAGCACGUCACAAACACGCAGGAUGCUGGAUCCUUUCUCAGUGUAACAUUUGCCAGUUCUCUCGUCAAAGUUAAACGUAAUUUUGAUAAAUUUGUGCAAUUACAGAUAAAGGCUAUAGAAGAAAACAAAGUGUCCAAGAAAGCGAAAUGUGGAAUCAUUAGCUUUGUUCACAACUUCGAGGACUUUGCCAACCAAGCAGAGAGUAUAUUCCGAGGGUCAGAGAGACAUGCAGACUUGGAUAAAGCCUAUCAAAGACUUGUAAAGGCAAUCUUUGAUAAUAUAUGUAGAAUAUCCGGGGACCAUCCAAAAACUCCAAGAGAAGUUAUUAUGAUGGAAAAUUUCCAUCAUAUGUUUUCCAUACUGUCACAGCUGAAGAUUCCAUGUUUAGAGAAUGACAGGAAGGAGGCAAAACAUCAGUACCAGGAUAAUCUAAAUGCUUACACUAAAGAUAGGCUGGGCCGACCUUUGGAGAAACUACAUACAUUUGUUGAGGGAGUAAAAUCAAAGAUGAAUCAAGGAGUUAAAGCUGAAGAAAUUGGCUUUCAACUGGCAUUCAGUAAACAGGAACUGAGAAAAGUCAUUAAAGAGUACACCGGCAAGGAGGUAAAAAAAUCACUGGAUCAUUUAUACAAGAAGGUGGAAAAACAUUUAAGUGAGGACGAAAACCUUUAUCAGGUUGUGUGGGUGGCUAUGCAGAAUGAGUUUAUCAAGCAGUACAACACUUAUGUGGAACUGAUCAAUAAAUGUUACCCCGACUCAAAUAUCACCCUGGAGUUCAGCAUAGAUGAUGUGUUACAGUACUUCUCUAACAUUGCACAGUCACACUAGAUGUGACUCUAGACAGGUUUUCAUCUGUGAAACUGAAAUGAUGUGUCAUGUCUGGGGCAAAUAUUCCCCCAGUGUUAGUUGAUAAAGAGUAUUUCACAGCGGAUGUACAUUGCAUUUUGUGCCCACAUUCCAAGAGGCAUGCAUGUUCAUCUGAGAGACUUGUAGAGUUUGACUGAGAAAUUAGGUUGCAGAAUUUGAGUUUUACUGGAUUCAAGAAAAAAGAUAGAUUUUGUAAAGUUAAUACUUUUUUUAUUUUAUGCUUUUGAAUGAAUUACUGAGAUAUAAGUGAAAUAUAUAUUUGAUAAUUUCAUUGUGAAAAAUAUAAAAUAUGUUUUUCACUGUACUCCGGUUGGGACUACUUUAAAUAAUUUCCCCUUAGGAUGCCUCAAACACUGUCAUUCAUUUCAAACAUUUAGAUUGGUUUGAAGUGUACCAAUCAGAUUCAUACUGAAAUAAAGCCUUCCUUAGUUUUUAGCUUCUAUAUCACCAUGCAGAAUCAGAGAUAGUGUCAUUUAGGAUGGUUGUUUCCCAGUAGUAUACAUUUCUACUGUUUUAGUUGUACAUGUAUACAUGACUUUGGUAUGCAGUACUUAACAAGGCAUAUAGCAAGGGGUACCUCUCUUACCUUCAAGUUUUACUAGUCCCUGUCAGAGAGAACCAAGUUAGGUGGGGAGGGGGUGGGAAUAAACAAUUUGUUUCAGUUUUAGAACCUGUUUUGUAUACAUUAAUCAAGUGGCGAAUGGCAGCAUGGGCCCUGAUUUAUAACCGCAUGUCAUUGCACAUUUAAAAGCAUAAAAUAAAAUUCUGUGACAUUCCCAGCAAGACUUGGUUACACAGGGCACCUGAAACCGUAAGUCUUGUUCUAAAUUUGAUGAGAGUUAAGACAGUGUAUUCCCUUUAGUAACCAAAAUUAUUCUGUAGAUCAGUUUUGUUUAUCUGUUUAGAGCAUUCUGUACUACCUUUAGCGAGCUUUUUAUGUACAGUGUUGUUACAUGAUUUCUUGUAGCUUCUUUCAGUUACUGACACUAUCUCUGCUAUGAUGUAUUAUUAAUGUUCUCUUUAAUAUUAAAUUUCUUGAAUAUUUAAAGAUGCAAGAACAGGAUCUUUCUAAUACAUAAUAUUAUGACAACAACUUGUUUUAAGAUAUUUAUAGAUAUGUGAGUCUUGUGAAACCAUUGUUUCCAGUGAUAACUAUUAUGAUAUAUUUAUCUGGAUAAAAAUCUUAUUAAUGUGCAAUAUUUGUAUUUAAUAUGAAUAAAUAAAAUCAUCCAAAUUUG
Mercenaria mercenaria is the source of this 4129-nucleotide messenger RNA. RefSeq names its product exocyst complex component 1-like. The coding region runs from base 123 to 2852 and encodes 909 amino acids. Gene Ontology annotation, biological process: Golgi to plasma membrane transport; exocytosis. Gene Ontology annotation, molecular function: phosphatidylinositol-4,5-bisphosphate binding. Gene Ontology annotation, cellular component: exocyst; plasma membrane. The record is from RefSeq and is a predicted model, not a curated record. The transcript is spliced from 26 exons. NCBI's taxonomy places the organism in Eukaryota, Metazoa, Mollusca, Bivalvia, Venerida, Veneridae.